Diatraea saccharalis (sugarcane borer) is the source of this 2326-nucleotide messenger RNA. NCBI's taxonomy places the organism in Eukaryota, Metazoa, Arthropoda, Insecta, Lepidoptera, Crambidae. The record is from the annotation of a GenBank genome assembly.
ACGUCAAAUUGACAGUUUCUUGCUUCCGAUUUUAAUGUUUGUUCGAGUUGUUUAUAGAAUGAGUUUAUUGUUCCAUUGUAAAAAAAAUAUCAACAAAUGAUGAAAUACUACUUAUGAUACCAGUGAUUUUUGUUUGUUUUAACAAAUCAUGACAUAUCCAUUGCACCGUAUUCUGAGGUUAUAUCGAACGCAGUGUUUUCUACAAAAGAAACGAUUUAGUCACAUUGGGGUCACAGAUAGCUCCAAUAACACUGAAAAUCGACCAGGAAAUAGUGAGAGAGGUAACAAUUUAAAAAAUCUAUUAUUGAAAUAUCAAGAUAAAAUUACAUUUAAUUCAUACUUGGAACAUGAGCAGUUGAAAUUAGGUUAUUUUAAGUAUCAUUUAAAAACACUAAAAGAAGGAAGAUCAGAGCAAAAGAAACAGUUUACAGAAAAAUCUUUACCUCCACUACCCAUUGCUCUCCAGUAUUAUGUGAAUAAACAGAGAUUACUACAAGAUAACUCUCCAGAAGAAGAUAAAGUAAAUUCAGACGAGGAGAUUUUUCAAUUACCUUUUGCAAAAACUACAAACCUCGAAACAAAAGAUGAACCCAAAAUAGCACCUCCAUAUAUUGAAAAAUCUGAGUUUGAUCGGUCUAAUAUACAUAAAUGGAUGGUAAACUAUGAAUAUUUUGAUGAUAGUGAAUUAGAUGAAAAUGAUGAAAUACAACAUUGGUCAAGACAAUAUGGCACACCAGACCCCACUAUUGGCAUCAGUAGAGUUCCCUGUGGAGGCUGUGGUGCCUUAUUGCAUUGCAGUGAUCCUGCUAUCCCAGGAUAUUUACCUAGCGAGAUUUUUCGAAAUAGAACUAAUGAAGAACUGAAAACAAUGGAAUGUCAGCGCUGUCAUUUUCUUAAAGAAUAUAACAUAGCCUUAGAUGUUACUGUGCAACCAGAGGAAUAUGAGAAAUUACUACAAGCUAUAAGGUAUGUCAAGGCUUUGGUGAUACUUAUGGUGGAUUUACUGGACUUUCCAUGCUCUAUAUGGCCUGACAUUGUGGAUAUCAUUGGUACAGAUCGACCAAUCAUUAUUGUAGGAAAUAAGGUGGAUUUAUUGCCUGGUGACAGUCCCAGAUAUCUUACACGUGUAAAACAUUCACUAAUAACUGAAAUCAGCAAGACAAAACUUAAUGAAGCUAAGAUCAGAUAUAUUUCACUCAUAUCAGCAAAGACAGGCUACGGGGUGGAAGAUUUGAUAUCAGUUAUGUUCAAGGAAUGGCUCGGAAAAGGGGAUGUAUUUUUAGUGGGCAGUACGAAUGUCGGAAAAAGCUCUCUUUUCAAUGCACUAAUACAGUCAGAUUAUUGCAAGGUUCAUGCUGUGGACAUAGUGAAGAGAGCAACAGUGAGCAGAUGGCCAGGAACUACAUUAAAUCUUUUGAAAUUUCCUAUCAACAGGCCGUCCGGUUGGAAAAUAUAUGAGAGAACAAGAAGACUGAAAAGUGAGGCGAAACUUAUUAAAAUGGAAAAUGAAAUCAAAAAGGCCCAAUCUUCAGGUAAACGUCGUGCCGAGCCUCCACAUCUCAUAGGUCACAUCGGAAGAUCAUUUUCUAAUCAGUUCACUGAUGCAUCCUAUGACGUAGCAGAAGUGAAACGAAAAAUGAUGACCCUGGACGAAAAGCACGAGGUAUUCGCAAAGAGCAAAUGGUUUUACGAUACACCAGGAGUGAUUCUACCCGACCAAGUUUUAUCGCUCCUCAGCACAGAGGAACUCCUACUCACCAUUCCAAAAGAAACAAUCAGGCCCCAGACUUACUAUCUUCACAUGGGGUCUACAAUAUUCAUCGGCGGGCUCGCCCGAAUCGACCAUAUCCACUGCUCGCAUCCGUGUCGAUUUACAAUAUUCUGUUCAAAGAGUCUGCCCAUCACUGUGUGCAAGACGGAGGACGCAGAAGAGGUGUACGAGAAGUUUCUCGGGACGGAACUGUUCGCGGUGCCGACGGGAGGAACGGAGAGACUGAAACAUUGGCCAGGAUUGAAAAGGGGCGAUGAUGUGAUGAAUUUCGUGGGCGAAGGACCGAAAAUAUGCUGCGGGGACGUGGUGCUGUCGUCGGUGGCAUGGGUGGGGGUGACGGCCAAGGGAGGGGUCGAGUGCCGCGUGGGGGCGUGGACGCCGCAGGGCCGCGGCAUAUACCGCCGCGUGCCCGCUGUGCUGCCGCACGCGGUCAACAUGAAGGGCAAGAGGCUGCGCGACACGCCGGCCUAUAUGGUCGGCAAAGCUUUUUACGAAAAUUAACAAACUCUUGAUUUAGUGAUUUGAUCUAGAAUAAAUAGCAACUGAUGGAUCUUC